Hippocampus zosterae (dwarf seahorse) is the source of this 3827-nucleotide messenger RNA. It is a transcript of the gene hsf4, whose product is annotated as heat shock transcription factor 4. Bases 1 to 1329 code for a protein of 442 amino acids. Gene Ontology annotation, biological process: regulation of DNA-templated transcription. NCBI's taxonomy places the organism in Eukaryota, Metazoa, Chordata, Actinopteri, Syngnathiformes, Syngnathidae. The record is from RefSeq and is a predicted model, not a curated record. Gene Ontology annotation, molecular function: DNA-binding transcription factor activity; sequence-specific DNA binding. The transcript has 13 exons.
AUGCAGGAGUCUCCAGGUGCUUUGGGUGUCGAUGGCAGCUACACCAGCAAUGUUCCGGCUUUCCUCACCAAAUUGUGGACUCUAGUGGAGGAUCCGGAUACCAACCACCUAAUUUGCUGGAGCGCUACUGGGACCAGUUUCCAUGUGUUUGACCAGGGUCGCUUUGCGAAGGAAGUUCUACCAAAGUAUUUUAAACACAAUAAUAUGGCAAGCUUUGUCCGACAGCUCAACAUGUACGGCUUUCGAAAAGUUGUAAAUAUUGAGCAAAGCGGUCUGGUCAAGCCUGAGAGAGAUGAUACAGAGUUCCAACAUUUGUACUUCCUUCAGGGACAUGAACAUAUGCUGGAACACAUCAAAAGGAAGGUAUCAAUAGUGAAGAGCGAAGAGACCAAAGUUCGCCAAGAGGACCUCAGUAAACUGCUUUAUGAAGUUCAGCUACUGAGAACACAGCAGGACAACAUGGAGUGUCAGAUGCAGGACAUGAAGCAGCAGAACGAGGUUCUGUGGAGAGAGGUGGUUUCACUGAGACACAACCACACACAGCAACAGAAGGUCAUGAACAAGCUAAUUCAGUUUCUGUUCAGCCAGAUGCAGUCCAACACACCCGGCACAGUAAGCCUGAAGAGAAAGCUGCCACUGAUGUUGGAUGAUGGCUCCAUUAGCCCCCCUGCCUCCAAGUUCAGCCAUACUAACCCGAUGGAGCAAAUACAAGAGCCCUUCUACAUACAAUCGCCAUCCAGUGAUACUGCUUCGUGUUCUACCACUGGGCUGACAGGUGGACCGAUCAUAUCGGAUGUAACAGACAUGUCUCAAGCCAGCAUGCUACAAAUGCAGCCCGAAGAGACCAGGGAAAAGUGCCUGAUGCUGAUCAAAGAAGAGCCUGUGAGUCCAGGAGUGAGAGCAGGAGUGAAAGGAGGCAGUGUUGGCGGAGGAGACACUCUGGCAUCGACCUCCUCCUGCGAGGUGUGCACCUCAGAACCUCCUGUCCUUCCUGUCGCAAUGGUGCAAUCUGUUUUGGAGGGGAGAGGCUCAUCCACGUCAGUGACAGAGAGGAGGAUUAAGAGAGCUACGAUAGAAAGAGUGGAGUGUGCUUCUUCUGAUGCAGUGGAAAAUAUGGAUAUGAGCUUGGAGGAGUUGCAGCAGCUGAUACUCAGGAGCCAUCAACAGAGUAACAUGGAUCCAGGGACCGGUACUGUUAUGGACCCCUUCAAUGUAAACCUUCCACUGACUGAAUGGAGCUUCAAUGAGAUGGAGUCCAGCCUCAAAUCAUAUGUCUUCCAAAACCAAGAACCUGAGACUUUUCCAGCAUCAACUUGUGAGAAACAGUGAUCAGUUUGUGCCUGAGUGGUCCUUUUCGAAAUGGAAGGCCACAAACACAUCUCACAUCCCUGCAUGAAUUUGAUCCUGGGCAAGCUCUGAAUUAUAUUUGCCUUCUUUGCAUAAGUUUUAUUAUGAAAUGCAGAAAUGAUCAUAUUUGUAACAAUGAUGUCUUUUUUUUCUUGAAUGGAUUGCUUCAAUUAUAUCAACUCUUUUACCAGCUACGUGCACACAGUGCAUGCUUGGCUUGAGCACUUUAGUCUUUCUGUGAGAGGGAAUUCCUACUUAUGGAAGUGACUUUUACCUCUUAGAAUCAUAUUAUUACUAAUGUACAAGUGAACAUUGUGAUUAUCUGAGUGUGAGAAAACAGGGUGUGAGAGCGUCACUGUAUUUUUUCCUGUAUGAUUUUUUUUUUGUGUGUGUGUGUGAAAAAAAAAAUGUAGGAGCAAUCAAUACAAUUUUGUGUGUUAAUCUUAAUGAAGGUGGCAUGGUGAUCAACUGGUUAGCACGUCGGUCUCACAGAGCAGAGGCACAGGGUUCGAUUCUGGUUCCGGCCUUCCUGUGUGGAGUUUGCAUGUUCUCCCUGUGCCUGCGUGGGUUUUCUCCGGGUACUCCAGUUUCCUCCCACAUUCCAAAAAACAUGCAUGGCAGGUUAACGGAACACUCUAAAUUGUCCCUAGGUGUGAUUGUGAAUGCAAAUGGUUGUUCGUCUAUGUGUGCCCUGAGAUUGGCUGGCAACCAGUUUCAGGUGUCCCCCGCCUACUGCCCCAAGACAGCUGGGAUAGGCUCCAGCACGCCCGCGACCCUUGUGCGGAUAAGCGGAUCGGAAAAUGGAUGGAUGGAUGAAUGUUAAUGAAAGGCAAGUUGUCUCUAGUACAAUAGAAGACUUCAGUGAACAUAUGGAAUCAAGCCACUUUAAAAUCUAUUCAGAAACAGUUCUAAGUCUCGGUAGGACAUACUGUAGGAGGUUUAAAAUCAAGCCCAUAUGCUGUACAUGUGUAGGACAGACGGGUAGGUAGGGUAAUUUUGUCUAUUUACAUGUUUGGUUUCAAAGGAUAAUCACUGAUAGACUUUUCAAUUUGAUCAAAACGACAGCAACACUGCAUUUUUGCACAAACAAUAUACACGACGCAAUAUUUUGUUAUUUUAUAAACACUGGCAUUCUACACUUGCUUGAUGAAGUCCACAUGGACCUUCAUGACAAGAAACAUAUCAGAUAUUUAGACACUGCCUUUCCUAGUUUCAAAUUUCCUCCUGUGUUUUAAUAUGGGUUCAGUGAGGUGGUUUCUUGAGCAUUUCAUCAUUUAUAUAUCUAUAAAUUGAAGUAGUGCAGAUUUAUUCUCUGGAAUAAUAACAAAAACCCGAAUUUACUCACAUGUAACGUCGUUCCGUUCGAAACAGCAACACCGCAUAGAUUGAUCUUAGAUAGUUUUAGUGCUAGUAUCCUUGAGCAGAAGUUCUUAAAUGAUCAUUUGAAUUGUGCAAUACUGUACAGAAUGCAAUAUUUGGAUGACCGUAGGAAUGUAGGAAAGAGCAACUGGGAGUGGUGAAGUGGAACACACCAAAGUAAGAUGCACAGCAGAAUGAGAAUGACUGCCUGUCUAAAAAUCCUGAAAGCAGGAGGAACGUGACCUGGAGGAGGAUUUCAUUUGGCAUACUGUUGUGGAUCAGAAACCGGGCAUCCAUUUACUUUCAAAUAUGGUGAACAUUUCACUGAUGGAACUUUUACUACUGAUGAACUAUAUUAUGCCUUAUAAUUGAUCAGUGUAUCAAUUUGUUUCCAUUUGGACCCGAUGUCACGAAAAUUGAAGUCCACUCAAGUUGACAAAUUACCAGAAAAAAAAAGAGUCAAAGAGAAAACAUGUGCCUUCUGCUUUGAGGACUGUAGAUAUUUGUGACGUGGACACUCCUUCCCUGUGUAUGUCAGCUUUGGUGUAAGACGUGGAAUUGCACUAAAAAUACAGUUGUAUAUCUGAAAGUGUACAUCACAUUUAAGACGGCAUUUAUCUUCCUGUUCCUCACAACAAUUUGAUUGUUUUACAGGAGUGACUACACACAUUGAGCUGCUGAUGGGUUCUUUAUUUAUCCUCUUUUCAUUUUUAAUCAUUUGCACUGGAAAUGAAUGGAUGUGUGUUAAGUUGCAUGCCGCUAAGUAUUUGUAGCAAACCAAGUGACAAUAUGACUGCCGUAAAAGAAAGAGCCUGGCAUCCCCAAAAAAAGCAUUGUUACGCUAUGAAAAGGAAACCGAAUUGAAUGUGUCAUCGCUCAUCAUAGGCUUUCUAAUAUUUUUAAAUAAACGACACACCAAAAUGAUUUGAUGACUACCAUUAAAGAGAUUUUCGUGUUUCAAUGCUUUUAAAGCGGGCCAUCAUCAGUUGCAAAUGUGAAUGUGUUAAAAGGCUUUCAUAAAAAGACUAAAGUGCAAUGUUACAUAGGGUCAAAUUAUGGAUAUGUAUUUCAAAUGUGAACAAAACAUUAAUAAAUGAAAGAAAAGGGAUAUUUGAAUGAGA